Messenger RNA from Heteronotia binoei (common prickly gecko), 2110 nucleotides. Its product is annotated as deoxycytidine kinase 2-like. The coding region runs from base 915 to 1712 and encodes 265 amino acids. Gene Ontology annotation, cellular component: cytoplasm; mitochondrion. Gene Ontology annotation, molecular function: deoxyguanosine kinase activity; ATP binding. The record is from RefSeq and is a predicted model, not a curated record. The transcript has 7 exons. Gene Ontology annotation, biological process: nucleobase-containing compound metabolic process. Lineage: Eukaryota; Metazoa; Chordata; Lepidosauria; Squamata; Gekkonidae.
UCCAGGGCUAUCCACGCAUGCUCUUUAACAACAACCACCUCUCGCGAUUCUAAGACUUCAUCAGUUAUGCGCCUACAACGAGAAUAAUACGCACGGAACCAAAUAUAACGACUAUGCAUAAAACCGGGCAAGUUCAUUCCAAUCCUGCCCCUCCCCAGUUCCACAAUCUACUCUACUUCCCGCGAAAGAAUACCACUCGUGUCUUGCGCAUGCGUCCGAGAACAAAGCCCUGAUCUUCAGUCCGUGCAUUCAAUUUGUGCUGACUCAACGCUCAAGCCCAAACAUUUAGAAUACAGCUCGCGUUUUAUCAAAAACUCAAAUCACAGAUUAAGCAGCAUUCAAAAUUACAUUACUGAGCUUUCAUACUCGAUCGUUUCGAACAACUGCCAAAGUGCCCUUAGAAGGCAACUAGAAAACCACGAGAAGCAGUUAUCAACUGUUUUCCAGCAUAUUUGGAUCGAUUUACUGCACGAUACAUUUUCAUAACUCCGAAGAGUAAGGACACGGAGUCCUCUACGAAUUCCUUCCUUACGUCAAGAGCUACGUCCCAAAUGAUUUCACUGCAGCUUCCUUUUAAAUUAGCAACUCGAAUACACGCAGCAUGCUAGUGCUCAACUGCGCAGCAUGGAGUUAAAUUCCCGCUCUAUCAAUGUAGCACUUCCUGAAACAAGGCCCGACCCACUCUCCUAGCCAGACAAGCAGCACCCGAUGGGGUGGGGGGGGGCGCUGUUUACAAAUGGCGGAUUCGCACUGAAUCGACCCAGCCUCCAAAGGAGGGUGGUUUUAGAGACGAAAGGGAGGGGCAAAGGCAUCAGCAUGAUUGGCUAAACAGAGGCGGGAGUCUUAAAUUGAAGAAAGCGCGGGAGCUGCUCAACUCGGUUCUUUCUUGCGGAGUACGUAACCACCGGUUUACGAUGCAUUCUCCAAGCAAGCGCCUCUGUCCCAGUCCAACCACCUCCUUAGACCGCAGCUUCCAGAAACGCCUCAAGAAAAUUUCAAUUGAAGGGAAUAUUGCUGCAGGGAAGUCCACAUUUGUACGUAUUCUAGAGAAACACAAUGAUGAAUGGGAAGUAAUUCCUGAACCAAUAGCUAAGUGGUGUAACGUUCAGACAUCCGAAAAUGAACAUGAAGAGCUUUCAACAUCACAAAAGAGUGGAGGAAACCUGCUCCAGAUGCUGUACAGUAAGCCUACAAGGUGGGCUUAUACCUUCCAGACAUAUGCUUGUUUAAGCAGAGUUAAAGCACAGUUAAAACCCAUCUCUGUCAAACAACAUGAAGCAGAACAUCCUGUGCAGUUUUUUGAGAGAUCAGUCUACAGUGAUAGGUAUAUUUUUGCCUCCAAUUUAUUUGAAUCAGGAGAUAUCAAUGAAACAGAGUGGGCAAUUUAUAAGGACUGCCAUGCAUGGCUUCUGAAACAGUUUGAAUCAACCAUGGAGUUAGAUGGUAUUAUCUACCUCCGAACAACCCCCCAGAAAUGCAUGGAACGGCUGCAGUGUAGAGGCAGAGAAGAAGAACAAGGAAUUCAACUAGAAUUUCUGGAGAGCCUUCACUAUAAGCAUGAAACCUGGCUUCAAGAGAGGACAAUCAAGGUGGAUUUUGACAAUCUUAGAGACAUACCAAUUCUGGUUCUAGAUGUUAAUGAAGAUUUCAAAAAUGAUGAAAUAAAACAGCAGUACUUAUUGGAUAAAGUCAAAGCUUUUUUGACUGCUUAGGAGCAAGAUGGUGUUCAACCAGGACAUCUGGAAAUCUGUCAUUUUCUAAACUAUCUGGAAUGGGCAUAAAUUAUCUGCAUGUAAAUAGUCUCUUAAUGCUGUUUUUCUUCUACUUGAGCAUGUAAAGUCUGCUAUAUAUUUGAGAAUCAAAGCUUUAAUGCAACAGCGAAGACACUGAGACUGUAAGAGGCACUCAUUUUAUGAUUGGAGUUGUGUUGAAGCAAGAGAGUGAUGAUUGACUAUGUUUUUCCAAGGACAAAACUUCAUUUGUAAAUAAUUUUAGUAUAAUGCAAUAUUAGAAAUGUUGUACACCUUAAUCAUGAUAGGUUAUGUGCUUAUGUCCAAGUGAUUAAAUAUUUACUGCGAUUUUGCUGUAAUAAACAUUCUAUAAACUCAAA